Molecule: messenger RNA, 1188 nt
Organism: Uloborus diversus
Lineage: Eukaryota; Metazoa; Arthropoda; Arachnida; Araneae; Uloboridae
Product: tubulin beta-4B chain-like
Exons: 6
Coding region: 19-1188 (389 amino acids)
Biological process (GO): microtubule cytoskeleton organization; mitotic cell cycle
Cellular component (GO): cytoplasm; microtubule
Molecular function (GO): GTP binding; structural constituent of cytoskeleton; GTPase activity
Source: RefSeq, a predicted model, not a curated record
UCUUUAAACCAAUUCAUAAUGAGAGAAAUAGUUCAUAUUCAAGCGGGCCAGUGUGGAAAUCAAAUUGGAGCUAAGUUCUGGGAAGUCAUCUCGGAUGAGCACGGAAUCGAUCCCACUGGUACUUAUCACGGAGAUUCGGAUUUGCAGCUGGAGCGUAUAAAUGUGUACUAUAACGAAGCUACAGGUGGGAAAUAUGUUCCAAGAGCAGUGUUAGUUGAUUUGGAACCAGGAACAAUGGACUCGGUUCGUUCGGGACCGUUUGGACAACUAUUCAGACCUGAUAACUUUGUUUUUGGUCAAAGUGGGGCAGGAAACAACUGGGCCAAAGGACAUUACACCGAAGGAGCCGAAUUAGUGGACUCAGUUUUAGACGUGGUGCGUAAGGAAGCAGAAGGGUGCGAUUGCCUCCAAGGGUUCCAGCUCACUCAUUCUCUAGGAGGGGGCACCGGUUCCGGAAUGGGCACGCUCAUGAUCUCCAAGAUAAGAGAGGAGUACCCAGACAGGAUCAUGAACACGUUCAGUAUCGUACCCUCCCCUAAGGUCUCCGAUACUGUAGUGGAGCCUUAUAAUGCCACUCUAUCGGUUCAUCAGUUGGUGGAGAACACAGACGAAACCUUUUGCAUCGACAAUGAAGCUCUGUACGACAUAUGCUUCCGCACCCUGCGACUGACGACGCCCACGUACGGCGAUCUCAACCAUUUGGUGUCCGCCACAAUGUCCGGAGUCACGACAUGCCUCAGAUUUCCCGGACAGCUGAACGCGGAUCUGAGAAAGCUGGCGGUCAACAUGGUGCCGUUCCCGCGUCUACAUUUUUUCAUCACCGGAUUCGCACCCCUCACUUCUCGAGGGAGUCAGCAGUACCGCGCACUCACUGUUCCCGAACUGACGCAACAGAUGUUCGACGCGAAGAACAUGAUGGCGGCCUGCGAUCCGAGACAUGGUCGAUAUCUCACGGCUGCUUCUGUUUUCAGGGGCAGGAUGAGUAUGAAAGAAGUGGAUGAACAAAUGUUGAACAUACAGAACAAGAACAGCAGUUAUUUUGUGGAAUGGAUUCCGAACAAUGUGAAGACGGCUGUGUGCGACAUCCCACCCAGAGGCUUGAAGAUGUCCUCCACCUUCAUUGGCAAUAACACUGCUAUACAAGAGCUCUUCAAACGCAUCUCGGAACAAUUUACAGGUACAUUCUGA